AUGACGGUCACUUUUGCAGAGAUCCUGGAAGUCCAUCAGAGCGCAAGCAAAGAUGACAUUCGCAAGGCUUAUCGCAAAGCUGUCUUGAUCAACCACCCCGACAAAGUCCCCGAGGAAGAGCGCGAAGAAGCCUCCAUCCGAUUCAAAGAUGUCCAAGAAGCCUACGAUAUCCUCUACGACGAUGACAAGCGACACCUCUACGACACACAUGGCAUGGGCGCUUUCAAUGGCUCUGGCGAGCCUGGAAUGGCCGGCGCACCCGAUCUCGAUGACUUGCUCGCACAAAUGUUCGGUGGUGGCAUGGGAGGCAUGGGAGGUAUGCCCGGUAUGGGAGGAAUGCCCGGUGGUGGCCGUCCGCCCAAGCCUCGCCGUAGCCCCGACGAAGAACAAGACUACGAAGUCAACCUGGAGGAUCUGUACAAAGGCAAGACUGUGAAGUUCUCCAGUGUCAAGAACGUUCUCUGCGGACACUGCAAGGGUAAGGGUGGUAAGGAGAAGGCUACCGCCAAGAAGUGCUCGACUUGCGAUGGCCAGGGCCACAAGGAGGUCUUGCAGCGUAUGGGACAGUUCCUGACCCAACAGUCCGUUGUUUGUACUACAUGUAACGGACAGGGCUCAUACUUCUCGCCUAAGGAUAAGUGCAAGAAGUGCAAGGGCAACCGAACCACGGAGGAGAAGAAGCUGCUCGAAAUUUAUAUCCCUCGAGGCGCUAGGCAAGGAGAUAAGAUUAUUCUUGAAGGCGAAGCAGACCAAGUUCCUGACCAAGAGCCCGGUGAUAUUGUCUUCAAGAUUGUUGAGGAAGAGCACCCCGCUUUCGCUCGUGCCGGCUCUGAUCUCCAAGCAACCAUUGAAAUCACUCUGGCCGAAUCCCUGACCGGAUUCUCCCGCGUCGUGCUCAAGCACCUCGACGGUCGUGGCAUUGAGCUCAACCACCCCAUCACCCCCGGAGCCAUUCUCUCCCCCGGACAGGUCCUUAAGGUCCCCGGAGAAGGAAUGCCGAUGAAGCGUACUGAUGCUCGUGGUGACCUGUACCUGGUCGUCGACGUCAAGUUCCCCGACAGCAACUGGAAGCCCACCCCGGCUCAGGUGCAACAGCUUCAGGAGAUCCUUCCUAAGCCCGCUGCUCCUAUCGUGGCCAGCCCUGUGGACGAAGUCACAUAUGACCCUAAGGGAUCGAUCGACGACUUCGGUGCCCAGGAUGGUGACGGAGGCGACGGGUGGGAGGAUGAAGAAGAUGACGAACCGGCGCAGUGCACAGCUCAAUAG
This is a messenger RNA of Penicillium brevicompactum, 1266 nucleotides long. Its product is annotated as putative DnaJ domain protein (Mas5). Lineage: Eukaryota; Fungi; Ascomycota; Eurotiomycetes; Eurotiales; Aspergillaceae. Bases 1 to 1266 code for a protein of 421 amino acids. The record is from RefSeq and is a predicted model, not a curated record. The transcript has 4 exons. Gene Ontology annotation, cellular component: cytoplasm. Gene Ontology annotation, biological process: protein refolding. Gene Ontology annotation, molecular function: Hsp70 protein binding.